Messenger RNA from Macadamia integrifolia, 303 nucleotides. The record is from the annotation of a RefSeq genome assembly. NCBI's taxonomy places the organism in Eukaryota, Viridiplantae, Streptophyta, Magnoliopsida, Proteales, Proteaceae.
AUGAUGCUCGAACAUGUACUUGUUUUGAGUGCUUAUUUAUUUUCCAUGGGUAUCUAUGGAUUGAUCACGAGCCGAAAUAUGGUUAGAGCACUUAUGUGUCUUGAACUUAUACUGAAUGCAAUUAAUAUAAAUUUCGUAACAUUCUCUGAUUUUUUUGAUAGUCGCCAAUUAAAAGGAGACAUUUUCUCAAUUUUUGUUAUAGCUAUUGCAGCCGCUGAAGCGGCCAUUGGGUUAGCUAUUGUUUCGUCAAUUUUUCGAAACAGAAAAUCAACUCGUAUCAAUCAAUCGAAUUUGUUGAAUUGA